AUUUCUAAUGAAAGUAAUCUUGAUCCCUUCCUGUUUCAACACACAAGACAACGAGCGUCGGAGCAGAGACUCUACCAACGAAUCCGGUGUCUAGUUCAUAAUGAAGCGGCGACUGGAGAAUCCGGAAAUGUCUGUUAGGUCCCAGCAGCGGCGCCUCACUGGCAACCCGAAGGCCUUGGCACAGGGCCAGCAGUCCAAGAGGCUCAAGGUAGAAGAUGCUCUGUCUUACUUGGAUCAAGUGAAACUGCAGUUUGGCAACCAGCCUCAGGUCUACAAUGACUUUCUGGACAUAAUGAAAGAGUUCAAGUCUCAAAGAAUUGACACCCGUGGGGUCAUCAACAAAGUGGGACAGCUCUUUGCAGGCCACCUUGACCUCAUCAUGGGCUUCAACGCCUUCUUACCACCUGGCUACAAGAUCCAGAUGUCUGUUGCCGGGUGAAAAAAAAAAGGAGUUCUUUGCUUACGAUUACCCAGGAAAUCUACAUUAAUUUUAUAUUUGCACUAUUAUAACUAUUACUUUAUCAUUCAAAUUACUAUUGAAUCAAGCUAUACUGUAUUGAAUACAAACAAUGUCAACGUCUACAUUUGUAAAGCUGUGUUUUUUGGCUUACUAAGCUGAUUUAUCGGUUAUGUUAUGUUACUCGUUUUCCAUUAAGAGUUCAUUGAAUAUGGUAUUUUUAAUUUGGCAUUCACAGUUGGACUGACUUUUAUACUAUCAAACAAUUAUUGAGACUAAAAGACGAGUAUAUAGAAAAAUAAUAUUGUAACCCUUUAAAACCAGAAACAAGAAAAUAUGAAGAAAACAUGUACAUAUAUGGAGAGAUAAGAAGUUAAAACAAUCAAUAGGGGAAAAGUGAAUACAAUUGAAAAAUAUGUGUUUUAAUAAGUAAAUUUCAAGCUUCCCCCGACAUUUUAUAUCAAUAAUAGGUCAGUUAAUGUAAAAGGCUUCACUUGUAUGACAAACCAACAGAAAAAAUAAACAUCAGUUGUUUUUUGUCAAUUUUAUAAUCCAGCAAGGCUCUGUGUCGGUAAAAUGAAAAUGCAUUUAAAACUGCUGCACAUCCUACUCAGAAUCUAAACUGAACCAAAUUCAUCUCUCAAUUCAAGGCUACAUAGUUCGUCGUCCCAUUUCAAUCUGGAUUCAGAUCUCAUCACAGCACAGAAACCACACUUAUCUAAGUCACAAACGACCUACUCCUCUCCUCAGACGACCACAGCCCUCUCCGGGUUCAAAUCAUAUCUCUCCCACCGCCAACAGCUUAUUUGCAUGAAUAAGUUCAACUCUGACAGAGCUCAAGUCUCUCAAGGUGUCCCCCAAGGAUCGGUACUCGGUCCCCUCCGCUUUAUUCUCUACAUGCUUCCCCUUGGUAACAUCAUACGCCACCAUGGUCUCCACUUCCACUGCUAUGCUGACGACACCCAGCUCUACAUCUCCACCAAAUCCAUCACCCCAAGCACCCACUCCACCAUCACGGACUGCCUCACAGACAUGAAGACCUUGAUGCAAGCCAACUUCACGUCAACCACAUCACAAAAAACGCCUUCUUUCAUCUGUGAAACAUUUCCCGUCUACGCCCCUCCCUCUCCUAUUCCCGCACCAGAGACCACAUCACUGCAGUCCUUCAAAACCUCCACUGGCUCCCCAUACAACAAAGAAUACAAUUCAAAAUGACCCCUCAUUACAUACAAAGCUCUUCACCCUUCGUACCUCUCCGGUCUCCUACACCGACACACUCCAGCCCGCAACCUCAGAACCACCGACGCCAACCUCCUCAAAUGAGAGAUGUUAUAAUGUCAUCUCUCUGCCUUAUUUACAUUGUUAUUUAUUUUACUGUUUGUGUCUUUACCAUGCACAUUGCCUUUGAGGACCCUUUUAAAGCGCUGUACAAAUAAAAUGUAAUAUUAUUAUAAUGAAAACCAGUCAUUUUAGCUGACAGCUGAAGGUCCAAAACAUCACUUUUUUCUUGAAAUGAGAGGUGGUGGCUCCAGUAACACUCCCACAAGGUGGGGUUUACCACCACCACACCAAAGGGAGCAAUGUAAGCAACAGCAUUGAAAGAGGAGUACCCACAAAACGACGUGGACUUCCAGUACGUUGAAACACUGCAACCGUGAAGCCUGCUGGGAGCUGAAUUCAGCAGUGUGUGGGUAUGUCUCCCUCAACAAUGCUUAUUUUUGUGUGUGGUAUGAGGUCCUCAAAGGAAACCAUUGCUCUCUGUAUAUUGCAGCAGGAAAUCGACAAUAUCCCUGUGUUACACGUGUCUCUGCAUCACAGGCCCUGAAUCCUACACCUGAUGGUCUGCUCACAGACUAAACACUUCAUUUGAGAUCCAAAACCUCCAAUUAUCCUCUUUCUUGCUUAAAAUUAAGAUGUUGAAACCAAUUAAACAAACUUUGAA
This is a messenger RNA of Anoplopoma fimbria (sablefish), 2399 nucleotides long. Its product is annotated as paired amphipathic helix protein Sin3a-like. The record is from RefSeq and is a predicted model, not a curated record. The transcript is spliced from 4 exons. Bases 101 to 439 code for a protein of 112 amino acids. Gene Ontology annotation, cellular component: chromatin. Gene Ontology annotation, molecular function: transcription corepressor activity. Gene Ontology annotation, biological process: negative regulation of transcription by RNA polymerase II. NCBI's taxonomy places the organism in Eukaryota, Metazoa, Chordata, Actinopteri, Perciformes, Anoplopomatidae.